AUGGCUACAUUUUUAAAGACUGAAUACAGUAGAAAGAAAAUGAUUUUUGAGGGGUAUGUUUAUGUCCGUAAUGCUUUUAGUCAAGAUAAACAAACCAAAUAUUGGAUAUGUGAAUUAAAUGAACGAAGGGGAGAGCAUUCAUGUAUGGGCAGAGCUGUAACUAGUAUGAGACCUGGGUCUGAAGAUUUUGAAGUAACAGUCACUCAAAGUCAUAGCCAUGCUCCUGGAAUUGUACGCCAACGUUCACCAAGCACAGAAAGUAUCAAAAGUGACAGAACUGAGCCUGGAAAUGUCCCAGACACUUCUGCUUUUGCUGAUGAAAUGUCUGAAAAUAAAGAACAACAAAACGAUCAAGUGAUUGAUGAAAUUAUAGAGAAACUAAAUAAUGAGACAGAUCAAACAAUUAUUAUUGACGAAAUUAAGGCGGAAAAUAUAACGAUCGGCCCAACACCUGAUCAUACAAUAAACACUAGUAUUCAACAACCAAAUAAUUCACAACAACUUGAUAUACCUCCUUCACUUACAACCGAAGAACCUCCACCUAUUUUAGAACCUGAAAAUGAUAAUAUUUCUGUGUCAGUUUCUGAUACAAAUGCUCAAGUUACCUCUAAUAAUAUUUCAACAGAACCAACCAAUUUUUCUCUCCAAAGUUUGAAUAAAAUAAAACCCUCAACACCUAAUGGCUUUUUAUUGUGGUCAAUAGAUUAUAAACGAAAUAAUCAACUUGGGGUUUCCAGACACUUGGGUUUUGCAGAACAUUCUGAAUUGCAGAAAAUAGUGGGAGCAAAGUGGCAUACUUUGCCAGAUGAAGAAAAAAGGAUUUGGAAUGAGAAGGCGGAUCGAAUUCGUGCAGCUAAAUCGGCUAUUCACAAAAUUCCAAUAUUACGUCCUAAAAAGAAAAAAAUAAAGGCAAUAAUAUACCCAUUUAAAUUUAAUUUAUAA
Messenger RNA from Meloidogyne enterolobii, 942 nucleotides. Lineage: Eukaryota; Metazoa; Nematoda; Chromadorea; Rhabditida; Meloidogynidae. The record is from the annotation of a GenBank genome assembly.